This is a messenger RNA of Sparassis crispa, 1617 nucleotides long. Its product is annotated as Benzoate 4-monooxygenase. NCBI's taxonomy places the organism in Eukaryota, Fungi, Basidiomycota, Agaricomycetes, Polyporales, Sparassidaceae. The record is from RefSeq and is a predicted model, not a curated record. The coding region runs from base 1 to 1617 and encodes 538 amino acids. The transcript has 6 exons. Gene Ontology annotation, molecular function: monooxygenase activity; heme binding; iron ion binding.
AUGUCUAUCAUCGGUGCCCUCUCCAGCCUCAGCCUCACUUCCUGGCUCGCCCUCAUCGCGUCUCUCGUCGUACUCAUUCAUGUAGUGCCUUGGCUGCUCGAUCCGCAUGGCAUCCGCUCCUAUCCAGGUCCAUUCGUCGCCAAGUUCUCAGAUGUGUGGUUGGGCUGGGUAGCACCGGCAGGCCAUCGCUCAGAGGUUGUGCACGAUUUGCAUCGCAAGCAUGGCACAUUUGUACGAAUCGCCCCCAACCACCUCUCCAUCUCAGACCCGGCAGCAAUUCAGGAGGUUUAUGCGCACGGGAACGGCUCCCUCAAAUCUAAUUUUUACGACGCGUUCGUGUCCAUCCAACGCGGGCUUUUCAACACGCGCUCGCGGGUUGAUCACGCGCGCAAGCGCAAGAUCGUCGCGAACAUCUUCUCGCAUAAGAGCGUGCUCGAGUUCGAGCCCCAUGUGCGCUUGCACGUCGCCACUCUCUGCAAUCAGUGGGAUCGCCUGUACGACCUCGGCGCGAAGGGUUUGUCGGGUACUGAAGGCGAGGGCGGCUGGAGAGGACGCGAUGGACGCGUCUGGCUAGACUGUCUCCCGUGGUACAACUACCUCGCCUUCGACAUCAUUGGCGACCUGGCUUUCGGCGCGCCAUUCGACAUGCUCCACACCUGCGCCGAUUCUGCACCUGUUGCAGUGCACCACAAAGCCGCGAUAGACGGGUACGGCGACAUGUCAAAAUGCCAAAGCGUGCACUUCCCCGCUGUGCAAGUGUUGAACGAUCGUGGCGAGUACUCUGCGUCGAUGGGAGUGCUCCCUCCCCACUGGCGCCCGAUCGCGAAGCGUCUCAUACCCUGGUACAGCCGCGGAAAUCAGGCUGUGCAACGUUUGGCUGGUAUUGCUGUCGCGGCCGUUGCCAGGCGCAUGACGGCGCCGUCGGACCGCACGGACUUGCUCGGAAAGCUGCAGGAGGGCAAGGACGACGAGGGAAACCCGAUGGGAGGGGGAGAGCUUACCGCUGAAGCGCUCACGCAGCUCAUCGCUGGCUCCGACACGACGUCCAAUUCAUCAUGCGCCAUCACGUACCACCUCGCACACAAUCCCGAAGUGCAGCGCAAGCUGCAACGCGAGCUGGACGAGGCGCUCGGCACGGACGAUGACCCUGUCGCAACGUACGAGCAGGUGAAGCGCCUCACGUAUCUCGAGGACGUCAUCAACGAGGCGCUGCGCGUGCACUCCACCUCGGGCAUCGGGCUCCCGCGCGUCGUUCCCGCGGGUGGGCUCACCGCCUGCGGGCGGUUCUUCCCUGAAGGCACCAUCCUGUCGGUGCCGACAUAUACCGUGCAUCGCGAUGUGCAGGCGUGGGGUGCGGAUUCGGACGUGUUCCGCCCGGAGCGAUGGCAGGAAGGAGAUAAGGCGAUGAUGCAGGGGGCCUUUAACCCGUUCUCAUUCGGCCCUCGGAGCUGCGUUGGCCGCAAUCUGGCAAGCAUGGAGCUGCUCGUUAUUGUUGCGUCCAUCCUUCGCCGGUUCGAGUUCGUCCUGGAGGAGCCUGAAAAGCCUCUUCAGACUCGAGAGGGUUUCUUGCGGAAGCCUCUGGGAUGCAAGGUCGGUAUCAAGCGGAGGGAUCUGUAG